AACAGGUUGGACUGGGAACAUGCCACAAUCGGACAAUCAGCUGAACAGAAAGAAAUUUAUCUACUGAAGAUCGAAACAACAGGAUUCAUUCAUUCAUUCAGCCACUGAGACAUUUUAUCAAGUCUCAGCGGUUGGCCGUCCUCUCUGGCAAUAGAGCACCAUAAAAUGUCCAUAAAAUGGCUGAAUAUGUCCUGUGGUCAGCAGCAGUCUGGACAUUCAAGAGCCUGUUGUGCACAUGGAGGUUUUUCUGGGUGAGCCCAUAUUACACUAUAAAAUCUGCACCAUGGACACAUCAGGCAGCUGACAGUGAUCAGAAACCCCAAUCAAAACUCAACACAGUUGCCCAUGAUGUCAAACAUCAUGGUGGAACAGAUGUAAAUGCAGACUCCGGGAAGAAGGCCAGACCAGAGAAGCGUGUCCAUCGUGGGCGCACAAGCGCCCUGCACAAGAGACUGCUGACUGCCGAAGGAGAGAUUCAGGAUCUGAAGGCUGAAAUCGCCAAUCAGAGAGCAUCAUGGGAGAUGCGCUUCAUUGAGCUGCAAAGGCGACAGCAUGAUCUGAGAGAGCAGAAUGAAUGGGGACUGAAGCUUUCAAGUUUCAAAAAGGAUUCAUCAACAAGUGUUGCAUAUGCUCUAUAUUUCAAGCCUGCUGAAGUCAUACAACAGCUUAGUCCAAGAAACAGACUGAAAUUGAAAUCUUUAUUCACUGAUAAUCUACAACGAGCUGUUUACCCGAGAACCGCUGCGACCAGAUCAUUGAACUCAGAGAUUCUGGUAAGGUCGGGAAUGCUCUACAGAGACACUGAUUCCGAGGAAUUAGACGAGGUCUUCACAGAGUCUGGGUUGGAGAAUGGAUUUGAUUGUGAGGAGAAGGAACUCAAAUGUUUCAGUGGCCUCAGACAAAUACACCAGCAAAAGGGAUCUGAUUUGGGAUUGUUUAGAGAUGAUGUUGACCAAAAUAGCCUGUGUGGCAGUCAAAUGUCCUGCCCAUUAGCUCUUGGCUCCAGAACCACCUCUUUCAUGUCUAACACCAGUGUAAGGUCUUGGAGGAGUGGAGGACCUCAUCGAGUUUUUGUACCCCACUCACCCCUGGACCUGAAGAUUGGGCACAGGGUCCGCAUCAUGCUACCAUCUGGACGGACCAGUACUGGUACUUUACGCUACCUGGGCUGCAUGCAGAACUCCCCUGACUUUUAUCUUGGUGUGGAACUGGAGUUGGCUGAUAAUGGGCAAUAUGACGGAACCUAUGAAGGACAGCGCUACUUUGACUGUCAACCUGGACAUGGAGCAUUUAUAGCAUUCAGUAAAUUGCUAAUGGCUUGGGAAUAGACACUAUAACACAGUCUGAUGCACUAGUGAAGACUUUGUAGGGCACUUAAGGAAAUUCUCACAACAAUUUGCUGCAUGGAUUCAUGGAUCCUUUAACUCUACUAGUAGAACUAUAACCACUUACUGGCAAAUUGGUUACCUUACAUGUUAUCUUACAUGGUUGGCUACUUUGUAUGCAGUGAUAGCAAACCAAAAAUGAUUGGGAAAGAAUGAGAUUUUAGAUGAUGAAUCUCUAUUCACAUGCCUUGCAUGUUACGGUGACCUGCUGUUACCUGUUAGUAAGCCUAUAUGGAAUUUCCUUUCUCAUUUUUUUUUUGUUAAACUGAUAAUAAAAGGUUUAUUUGGAAGUUCUUUGGAAGUUUCGAUUUUUUUUUUUUUUUAUGGGGCUGAAAGCAUUAUCAUAUUAGAUCAAAUAUUUACAAACAAGAAGCAGAUUAGGACUGGUUUUGAAAUUCUGUGAAAUCUUUGAAGCAUUCUACGUUAGUCUGCGGUCACAAAUUCCUCAUAUUCAUCUGUCUAUUGCCCAAAUCUGCUAAUGCAAAUGAAAGAAACAUCCUUUUAAAUUGAUAAAACUGACUGAAACAGCAAUAUAUAUAUCAGUUUUGUUCACCGCUGAUGCUUUGACCAUUUGUACGAUUCCUGGAUUUAACUCAAAAUACCACAUAUUUAUCACAUGAGACCGCUCAAGUGUGCUAUAUAAUGAACUGUGAACUCCAGGACACAGUUUUCAAGAGACUGUCUCUGUAUAUCAAAGAAUGUGUUCUGAUGUUCCAGGAAAGAGUCUGGACUGCGACAUGACGCCUUCUCUCGGAAAUCAUCAAGAUCAUGUUAAAACAUGUUAUCUAACAAACAGAUUGCUCCAAGCUGAAUUAUGAUGUUAACAAAUGUUUGUUAGCAUCUUAACAAUGUUGAGUGACUUGUUUAUAUAAAUUCACAAGAAAGACCUUGAGAUCACAUCACCCACAAGAUGUUCUUU
Molecule: messenger RNA, 2304 nt
Organism: Xyrauchen texanus (razorback sucker)
Lineage: Eukaryota; Metazoa; Chordata; Actinopteri; Cypriniformes; Catostomidae
Exons: 10
Coding region: 177-1328 (383 amino acids)
Source: RefSeq, a predicted model, not a curated record